Fulmarus glacialis (Northern fulmar) is the source of this 1086-nucleotide messenger RNA. It is a transcript of the gene DAO, whose product is annotated as D-amino-acid oxidase. The record is from RefSeq and is a predicted model, not a curated record. The coding region runs from base 1 to 1086 and encodes 361 amino acids. The transcript is spliced from 9 exons. Gene Ontology annotation, molecular function: D-amino-acid oxidase activity; FAD binding. Lineage: Eukaryota; Metazoa; Chordata; Aves; Procellariiformes; Procellariidae.
AUGCGCGUGGCUGUCAUCGGGGCCGGGGUGAUCGGCCUCUCCACCGCCCUGUGCAUCCACGAGCGGUACCAUGGCCUGGUGCCCUCCCUGGAGAUGGAGGUCUAUGCAGACCGCUGCACGCCCCGCACCACCAGCGAUGGGGCGGCUGGCUUGUGGCAGCCCUACCUGAGCGACCACGGCAACCUGCAGGAGACGGUGGGAGCCGGCAGAGCAUCGCCGGCCGUGCUGUGCCGCAGCUGCAUGCCUGCCCGCGCUCCUCUGGGGUGGGCUGUGUCCCCCCCCGGGCUUCUGUCCCACAAUGGCACGGCGAUUCGCUUCAUUAACGAGCUUGGACCUUUUUCGCUACUGCAGGACCCGUCUUGGAAGAACAUUGUCCUGGGAUUCAGGAACUUGACACCAAAAGAGCUUGAACUCUUUCCUGGUUACAGCUACGGCUGGUUCAACACGGCGCUGAUGCUGGAGUGCAGGAGGUAUCUGCCGUGGCUCACCGACAGGUUAACGCAGAGAGGAGUGAAGUUUUUCCAUAAGAAGGUUGAAUCUUUCCAGGAGAUAUUUGCCCAGGGCGUGGAUGUUGUAAUAAACUGCACUGGGGUGCGUGCGGGGGAGCUGCAGCCCGACCCGGAGCUACAGCCCGGCCGUGGACAGGUCAUAAAGGUCUUGGCCCCGUGGGUGAAGCAUUUCAUCAUCACUCACAACAUCGAAUCUGGUAUCUACAACUCGCCGUACGUCAUACCGGGGAGUGAGUUCACGGUCUUGGGAGGGAUCUAUCAGCACGGCAACUGGAACGAAGAAAACAGCGCCCAGGAUCACAAAACCAUCUGGGAGAACUGCUGCCGGCUGCUCCCUGCUCUCCAGAAAGCAAAGAUCGUAGAGGAGUGGAGCGGCUUGCGACCAGCACGCCCCUGGGUUCGCUUGGAGCGGGAGACCAUCCGCCACGGGCAUUUCCAGGCAGAGGUGAUACACAACUAUGGCCACGGUGGGUUCGGGAUCACCAGCCACUGGGGCUGUGCCAUGGCAGCAGCCAGGCUCUUUGGGAGCAUCCUCCAGGAGAAGAAGCUGGCCAGCCCGCCGCAGCCCCGCUUGUGA